Messenger RNA from Paramuricea clavata, 2213 nucleotides. NCBI's taxonomy places the organism in Eukaryota, Metazoa, Cnidaria, Anthozoa, Malacalcyonacea, Plexauridae. The record is from the annotation of a GenBank genome assembly.
CAAACGCGAACACAAACAAAAUGGCCGCCGAUUACAAACUUGUGUCAAAAUUUAGUGUGCAGCCUGUGGACAAAUUCGAAGGCGAAUGCCCGUAUUUUAGGCAACCAAAGCAAGUGGGUUGCUUUUCCUUGGACGAGGACAGGUUGUUUUUAGAUAACGAUAGCAGACUUCGUUUUUAUAGCCCGCCAGAAAUUGUGAAUUUUGAUCUAAGAGUGGGGUACAAUGAGUUCAUAAGGCGGGACGAAGAAAAGAAAGACAGACUGGAUGACAUGUUACGUUGGAUUGAGAAACAUCCUGAGAAGUUUGCAUUAAGUGGGGAUAGUCAAUCACAAAAUGAUAAGAGGUUAGCUUUUACACCAUAUAACACCUAUUACAUCUGAAAAUACUAUAUUAUUAUAAUAAAACACAAAACAAUAGACACUCCGAAAAACACAAAACAAUAGUAUUGUUUUGUGUUUUAUUAAAAUACUCUAUGGCAACCGCAAUUUUAACUAUAUUAUUAUAUUAGGGUAAAAUAGUAAUUUUGUAUGAGAACAUUGCUGUUCAAUCCAUUAUAAAGAUGCAAGACUUUCCCCUUGACCAGUAAAAUUGUCUGGCAUUAAUUAAAGUAAAAUAUAAAGUAGGGUGCAUUAGGGCAGGCACAACGCAAUAAUUAAAUUAAAGAAUUUUGUGUGCUCCUUAACAGAAACGCAUAUUUCCUUUACUAGCCUUCAUACGGACUUUGUUACAUGGCGAGGUCACAUGACAAAAAUCCUGUGCACUCCAUACGAGAGGAAAGAACCGUGGCAAAUGGCCGUGUCUUUAAAUAAAGGAACAAUCUACAUCAGUGAAGUGGAAACAGCCGAGGCACGUCAACGAAGAUUGAACCAAUCAGAACGUCAGGACCAGAUGUGUUAUUGGGGUUAUAAGUUUGAGGACUAUGUCACAAGUCCGAGGGAGCCGACAAAAUGUAAGGGUAUCGACGAGCCAAUAAACAACACGGAAGCUUUUUGUUCAGUCGUUCGUUGCCGGCUUGACAAACACUCUAUGGUUUUUGGAGCAGAAGUUGACUGUUGCAUUAGAAAUAAUUCUAAAAACACCAGCCCUCCUUUAAACUAUAUUGAGCUGAAAACGAGCAGGAUUGUUGAGAACGACCGUAUGCAAUGGUCAUUUGAAAGGUAUAAGCUUUUAAAAUGGUGGGCUCAGUCAUUUUUGGCUGGCAUUCCGAAAGUUGUUUGCGGUUUUCGAAACGACGAUGGGGUGGUUAAGAAACUCAAGACAUUUAAUACUCUGGAAAUGCCAAGCUCGGUUGCGGAAAGUCAGAACACAUGGGCCGGAAGUGUUUGUUUGAAUUUCUGUAAUCGGAUGUUGGAUUGGGUGAAAUCUGUUGUUAGGGAUGAAGAUGUGGUUUAUAUGCUACAUUGGCGAGAGCCAUUCACACACAUCGAAUUAGAGUUGUCCAAGCGUCAAGAUGAUGCGUUUUUAAGGGAUUGGUAUCUUACAAGAUGAAAUGGGGGUGUAGAUUUUUAAGAGGAGAACAAUUUUUGUUUAAGUUAUUAAUGGUCCUGGAAUUUUCUGUAGGAAGAAAAUGUUAUAAAAUGUGAUUGGCCGACACAAAUUUUGUUGCAAAACAUUUUGAAGUUGAAAAUUUUUAACUUUUAACAAUGAUAUUUUCAGAAAAUUUUUUGUCUGUGGUAGUUACUUAAGUCUUAAGACAAUUCAAUAAUAAUUACAAUAUUGAUAAUGUAUGUAUAGUAUAUAUAAAUAUCCAGUGUACUACAACUGUAAAUACAGCCACCUGUAAAUAAAUGUAUAUUAUUCUUGAUUUUACAACCAUUUAAAUGUAAAUAAUAAAUAUUUAUUCAUUCUGUAUUCAUAUAAACUCUCAAAUUGUGUUCCCACUUUCUGUCCCGCUCCUGUUUUUGAAUAAGUUUUUUCGUCGACGUUUGUCGUGGAACUCUGAAUCCUCUGCUUGACAUUCCAGCCCUUGUGCUUUCCACGGCACUCGUAUCACACGCUGAGAAAUGUGUGAUCUUGGCUUUCUUCUUGCUUUUGUUUCCCAAGCCUUGACGAUCUUGUUUCAGAAUUGUCUUGACAGGAAAUUUACGCCCAGUUCCUUCAGGACCGAGACCUACAAGGCGAUGUAAAAAUAAAUAUUUUCAGGAUUUAUGCAGAAAUUUCACCUCUUCUAUGCCACACAUUUAACAUUUUAUGGACAUUUUUAUAACAUUUUG